GUACAAUUAUUUUGACAUUUGUUCAGAAGUGUAAAACAUAAACAUAAAAUUGGAGCUAUUAACAUCCUAAACGUAUAUACAUAUAUGUUUAAGCAGAUGGACUUAUCGUGAAUCUGUAUAGUGAUUGAUCUACAAACAAAUUUUGUGAAUUUUGUGGAUAAACUUUAUCAAGAACAGAUGAAAGCAAAUAAUUAAAGGCUGAAGGAAAAUCAUACAUAUACAUGUACAUUACAUAUUAUGUCAUGUCAUGAGUUAUGAAUUUCUUAGGCCAAAUACUCCUGUGAAAAUUAUGUGUUUAGAGAUCAAAAGUUGAUCAUUCAUAUUGAUUCUAUUCGGAGUAUAUGGAUAAAAGAGGAACAUUGGUAUAAAUAUGGAGAUUACAGUCGAACCUCCAUAGCUGCAAGGAACCGGCAAAAAUACCUCGAGCUUCGACCCAAGCGGGAAUGUUUACCCUCAGUUUAAUGAAAUAGUUCCUUUACAUCCAGUUCGGGCCAUCGAGGAAUUCGAGCUGAGCGAGUUUGAGCCAACGGGGUUCGACUAUAUUGUGACAUACACGUACAUUACAAAAACAUUGAUUUUGGAAAAGGAAUGGACGGUUUGAAUAACAACUUGAUUUUAAUACAAAUAAUUUGGAUUACAAAGGAAUGACUCGUAGUAAAAGCAAAGGGAACAUGGUAGCUGGACACCCAGACAUAAGUAAUGUCGACACUUAGAAGUUAUAAUAAAAGAGAUCAUAAGCACAAAUGUUUAUCCAGGAGAAAUGAUUCCCGAGGGCUUUGAAGAAGAAAUAUGAAUGUGACCGGAAUAUUGGCUCUUCCAUUUAUCAUCAUACCUUUGGUGAUAGCAGCAAUUGCAAACAACAGCACACAUGGUACCUUUGAGUAUGCCAGGAAAUACUGUUCCCAACACGGAGGACUGGCGUUUAGUAAUAUUGUGACAACUUCUCUACUUACGGAUUACAAAGUAAACAACUGUAAUCUCGCGAGCAAGUUAGGACUUAACGAUGGUGAAGCAUUGUGGAUACAUCGGCAAGCUGACCUAGGGGCGUAUAUAUCAGAGACCGGUUGUUCCACGAAAUUACCACAGGAUUUCAAGUUGAAUUUGACAGGAAAACGCUCCUUGUUUCAAUGUACGAAAGAGUGUUUGGCUCGUGGAUCCAUGAAUUACAUUAGUUUCCAUAAUGAUCAGUGUUAUUGCAUGGCUGAUGACCAUUCUCACUUAGAAUGUCCGGGGUCAAAUCGUGUUGCCAUUUACCGCAAAUUUCAGUUUGAUGUGAAAGAAGGAAAUUACAGAUGCAUUGUUGCUAAAUUGAAUAACAGGCAGCUUGGUUACACAAGCACUAAAUGUACUGAUAUACAUUCAGGAGUUUGUGUGGAUCGAAGUGCGCAAUCAAAGCUCCAAAGUAACUGUAGUAAGUACUACGCUCAAUCUUCUGAGAUCGGACGAGAUUUUUGUGUACCGCCGGAAAUAUUCAUCAAAGAUAAAACGAAGAAGAAAUGUUCAGAUUACAAUGGUAAAUUGACACCUUACCUAUAUCAAGGUAUCAGCCAUUAUCUGGACAACGGAUUGUACUUUCAGGAUAGUUUCCUUACGUUUAAUCCACAAACUCCUGGGGAGUAUUUCGAGUCGGAAGAUUUUCUAGCUUGCUUGUCAAUUACAAAAGAAGGCUGCACGCUGAUAUUGGAAACAGACAAAUGCGACAAGGAAAACAGGUAUCUAUGCAAUGCGGACAUUCAAAGCAACCAGACGGGAGCAUCAACUCGCAUGGAUUCGAACUACUUUUUUUUAAUAAUGAUGACGAUAUAUAUCUUGCAUUAGUGUGUAUGUGGAGUCACUCAUCAACUAUCGCAAAUUUUAUCGACGGUAAUCUCUUCGAAUACCUCGGUGAUGAUAUAAAUCAUUAUAAUUCAUUAGGCAUUGUUAUGAUUGCUGGAUAUUCUAAUACCAGAACUUCAUGUGACACUUAUGUACCUGAUAUUGAUGAUGAAAAUUAUGUAUGCGAUAUCCCAUUACCAAGAUACUGUAUGGACAAGGGCAGUUAUUCACACGGUAACAAAUUAUUUGAAUUAUGUAAAGCCACUACAUUAAGGAUAGUAAUUGGCCGCCUUGGUUCUUACUGUGGCGUAGGUAAAUAUACAUGUUUUAAUACCAAAGGUUCCCGUGUUAUUGACUAUUUGUUAAUUAACGAAACUAGUUAAAUCUAAAUAAUCUCAUAUUAAAUUUGUAGUCCAAGACCACUUACACCAUUCAUAAUUUUCUGCACGUGCUUUUUGUACCGUUAGCCAACGAAACGAGGCGAAUUUCCAUUCAUAAAAUAUCCCGAGUUUAAGGGACUUGUUUUUACAACAGAUCUGUUAGUAUACAUGCCAAAUUUUAAGCUGUACAACUUUGUAUUACAUUGAUUUCCUUAAUCAUGCCUGUUAGCGAUUUGUCACUGUACCCGGUGGUAAAAUUGCCUCAAUUGUUAUUUUCCGUCAUGUUGUUUACCCAAUUUCCUGUAUAUGUUAUUACAUGUCUGUUGUAACGAUAUGUUACCGUGACAAAAUAAAAAAGUGAAUGUGUGAAAAUAACUUAAAUUUUGUUCAAAACUUGACUGUUUGUCAUUUUAAUGAUUUCAGUGACUAUGCUUGAUUGUCUUCUGAUAUUGUUUGUAACACACAUGUAUUUAAAGAAAAACCAUAUUUGGGUGAAUUUUUUAAAUGGAAUGAUGAGGAGAAGGAUGCCUUUAGAAAUAAUUUGAUAACUAAAGUUGAUGAUUUUAACAAUUUAGUCCAAAAUAGUGAUGUACAAAAUGUUGACCAUAUUGUAAAUACGUUUACUGAUAUUGUACGUGAGGUAGCAGACCCUUUAUUUGUUAAGCAUACCAUAAAAUUUCCAUGUUUCGAAAAAUGUAUUGUAACUAAUAAUUUGUACAAAAAUGCCUUACAUAUUUAUAAUAAUUCACAUAGAGAUAUAGACAAAUUGGAACUGUGUAAAUUAAAACGAGUGUAUAAAACUACUGUGUCAAAGAAACGCCGAGCUUUUAGAUUUAAACGUUGUAAAGAGUUUGAAAAUUUAAAACGUAAAAAACCUAAAGAUUUUUGGAGAUAUUUUCAUUCACAAAAGUCAAGUAAAAAGAAUAUAUAUGUAUUUGAUAACUAAAGUUGAUGAUUUUAACAAUUUAGUCCAAAAUAGUGAUGUACAAAAUGUUGACCCUAUUGUAAAUACGUUUACUGAUAUUGUACGUGAGGUAGCAGACCCUUUAUUUGUUAAGCAUACCAUAAAAUUUCCAUGUUUCGAAAAAUGUAUUGUAACUAAUAAUUUGUACAAAAAUGCCUUACAUAUUUAUAAUAAUUCACAUAGAGAUAUAGACAAAUUGGAACUGUGUAAAUUAAAACGAGUGUAUAAAACUACUGUGUCAAAGAAACGCCGAGCUUUUAGAUUUAAACGUUGUAAAGAGUUUGAAAAUUUAAAACGUAAAAAACCUAAAGAUUUUUGGAGAUAUUUUCAUUCACAAAAGUCAAGUAAAAAGAAUAUAAAUGUAUUUGAUAACUAAAGUUGAUGAUUUUAACAAUUUAGUCCAAAAUAGUGAUGUACAAAAUGUUGACCCUAUUGUAAAUACGUUUACUGAUAUUGUACGUGAGGUAGCAGACCCUUUAUUUGUUAAGCAUACCAUAAAAUUUCCAUGUUUCGAAAAAUGUAUUGUAACUAAUAAUUUGUACAAAAAUGCCUUACAUAUUUAUAAUAAUUCACAUAGAGAUAUAGACAAAUUGGAACUGUGUAAAUUAAAACGAGUGUAUAAAACUACUGUGUCAAAGAAACGCCGAGCUUUUAGAUUUAAACGUUGUAAAGAGUUUGAAAAUUUAAAACGUAAAAAACCUAAAGAUUUUUGGAGAUAUUUUCAUUCACAAAAGUCAAGUAAAAAGAAUAUAAAUGUAUUUGAUAACUAAAGUUGAUGAUUUUAACAAUUUAGUCCAAAAUAGUGAUGUACAAAAUGUUGACCAUAUUGUAAAUACGUUUACUGAUAUUGUACGUGAGGUAGCAGACCCUUUAUUUGUUAAGCAUACCAUAAAAUUUCCAUGUUUCGAAAAAUGUAUUGUAACUAAUAAUUUGUACAAAAAUGCCUUACAUAUUUAUAAUAAUUCACAUAGAGAUAUAGACAAAUUGGAACUGUGUAAAUUAAAACGAGUGUAUAAAACUACUGUGUCAAAGAAACGCCGAGCUUUUAGAUUUAAACGUUGUAAAGAGUUUGAAAAUUUAAAACGUAAAAAACCUAAAGAUUUUUGGAGAUAUUUUCAUUCACAAAAGUCAAGUAAAAAGAAUAUAAAUGUAUUUGAUAACUAAAGUUGAUGAUUUUAACAAUUUAGUCCAAAAUAGUGAUGUACAAAAUGUUGACCCUAUUGUAAAUACGUUUACUGAUAUUGUACGUGAGGUAGCAGACCCUUUAUUUGUUAAGCAUACCAUAAAAUUUCCAUGUUUCGAAAAAUGUAUUGUAACUAAUAAUUUGUACAAAAAUGCCUUACAUAUUUAUAAUAAUUCACAUAGAGAUAUAGACAAAUUGGAACUGUGUAAAUUAAAACGAGUGUAUAAAACUACUGUGUCAAAGAAACGCCGAGCUUUUAGAUUUAAACGUUGUAAAGAGUUUGAAAAUUUAAAACGUAAAAAACCUAAAGAUUUUUGGAGAUAUUUUCAUUCACAAAAGUCAAGUAAAAAGAAUAUAAAUGUACCCUUUGACGAUUUCAAAAAUCAUUUCGAGCUGAUAUAAACCAUGUUAUAAAUAAGGAGGCUAAAAAAUCUAAUACCAACCAUGAUUUCAAUAAUUUUAGUACUGUAUUUGGAUACUUAGAUCACCCAAUAACAUACGAUGAAGUUUGUAAAGCUAUCUUAUUGCUGAAGAAGAAUAACUCACCUGGAAAAGAUAUAUUGCUAAAUGAGUAUUUUAUAGAAGCAUGUGACAUAUUGGGUGGAUAUAUUACAGAAUUUUUUAAAAUUAUUUUAAACUCCAGGAAUUUUCCAGUCGCCUGGACUAAAGGUAUAAUCAUACCAUUACAUAAGAAAGGUGAUAAAUCUGAUGUUAAAAAUUAUAGAGGCAUAACAUUGUUAAGCAAUUUUGCAAAACAUUUAACAUGUGUACUUAAUCAGCGGAUAACUAAGUGGUGUGAAGAAAAUAAUGUAAUUUCUGAUGCACAGUUUGGUUUUCAAAGAGGCAGGUCUACAGUCGAUGCAGUGUUUAUUAUUCAGUCAAUUGUGCAAAAAUACGUUAACUUAAAUACACGUUUGUAUUGCUGUUUUAUUGACAUGAAACAUUGUUUUGAUUUCAUAUAGCUCAAUGCGCUAUGGUUAAAGUUGUAUAAAUUCAAUUUAGAUGGUAAAAUGUUACGCAUAAUACGCACUAUGUAUCAGUCAGUUAAGUCUUGUGUAAAACACUGUAAUAGCUAUUCAGAAUUUUUUGAUAUUGCGGUAGGUUUAAGGCAAGGGGAGAUACUUUCCCCGAUUAUGUUUUAAUUAUUUGUGGACGACUUAGAAUUGUAUCUACAAAAUAGAAAAUAUUGUGGUUUAGCUUUACGUGAUAUUUGUUUGAUUUUACUGUUAUAUGCUGAUGAUAUGGUUGCUCUUGGUGAAACCCCGGAAGACUUACAAAGGUCGUUAGACCGUUUAUACAGUUAUUGUAAUACCUGGAUUUUAGAAGUCAAUAUUGCAAAAACAAAAAUUGUAUUUUUUCCUAAAAGACGUGGCACAAAACGUAAUAUUAAAUGGGUGUAUGCAAACGAAGAUGUUGACAUUGUAAAUUAUUUUAACUAUCUAGGAGUACCAUUAAAUUAUACUGGUAAUUUUAGCCUUAAUACUCAAACAUUAUAUGGUAAAGGUUUGAAAGCAGUAAACAUCUUGUUAUCAAAUCUAAAAAAGUAUGAAUAUAAACCUAGGGUAGCUUUGCAAUUAUUUGAUGCCUUUGUUCCAUCUAUUAGUACAAACGGGUGUGUAAUUUGGGGAUUUAUGAAGUCGACCAAGCCAGAGAAGAUACAUUUAAAAUUUUACACAGCCGUACUAGGCGUUAGACAAUCGUCUUCAAAUGUUGCUGUAUACGGUGAAUUGGGUAGAUACCCAUUGUAUAUAAAUAGAUAUGUAUGUAUUGUAAAAUACUGGUUCAAACUUGAGAAAAGUGUUAAUGUUAUUCAUUCUGUCAUAGAAGACGAUAUGUUAGAUAUUGAUACCAAUCAAGAUAAUUGCUUCAAUAGGGUUAAGAACUAUCUCACCCGAUAUGGCUUUUAUUAUGUAUGGUGUAAUGACACACAGCUAAACGAAAACCAGUUCGUUUGUAUUUUUAAACAGCGUCUGAUAGACGAAUAUUUACAACAAUGGAAUGGAAUUCUUAAUGAAAAUGGUGAUUUAACUGUUUAUAGAGUACUUAAAACUGCAUUUGAGUUUGAAUCCUAUUUAGAAAAUAUUGUGUCAAGAAAUCAUAGAAUCGCUAUCACAAAAAACGUAUAUGUUCGCAUAAUUUAAAAAUUCAUUCUGGCAGAUAUGAUAGCUUAGAGCGCCUCUUACGUCUUUGUCAAAUAUGUGAUUUGAACGAAAUAAAAGACGAAUUUCAUUUUAUAUAUAAGUGUACACCUCAUGUCGAAUUAAUACAAACUUAUAUUAAAGGUUAUUAUAUAAUUAGACCCAGUAUGUUUAAACUUGAGCAACUGCUUAAUACACAGAACACAUCUCAAUCAUUUAUGUUAAGCAAAUAUAUAUAUCGGAAGCAUUUAAAGUUCGUUCUAUUUUAUUAAUGAAUCUAUAAUUAUAAGCCUUGAUACACAAAUUUAUCUCAAUCAGUAGUAUGUAUUGUUAACAUUUGUAACUAUGUGUUACCAUUUAUGUAUAUAUAGGCAAUGUUAGUCUGUUUUAAUGUUAGAAAGUGUCAAUUGAAUAUCAUUUGUUCCAACAUAUACUUGUAUAU
Mya arenaria is the source of this 6922-nucleotide messenger RNA. RefSeq lists its product as uncharacterized. NCBI's taxonomy places the organism in Eukaryota, Metazoa, Mollusca, Bivalvia, Myida, Myidae. The record is from RefSeq and is a predicted model, not a curated record. The transcript is spliced from 6 exons. The coding region runs from base 790 to 1818 and encodes 342 amino acids.